This is a messenger RNA of Panicum hallii, 1485 nucleotides long. Its product is annotated as endonuclease 2. The record is from RefSeq and is a predicted model, not a curated record. Gene Ontology annotation, molecular function: nucleic acid binding; endonuclease activity. The transcript is spliced from 9 exons. NCBI's taxonomy places the organism in Eukaryota, Viridiplantae, Streptophyta, Magnoliopsida, Poales, Poaceae. Gene Ontology annotation, biological process: DNA catabolic process. Bases 272 to 1138 code for a protein of 288 amino acids.
CGGUUGUGUAACGCCCUUGAAGUGUAGAGCAGUCUGAACACGGUCUCUCAGAUUUCAACGAAGGUGUGAGCGCGAUGAGCGUUCAUGGCCCGUAAUCCGAUAGGAUAUCCGACAUUUGUGCCGUAUCUCGCACACACCAACAAUCACUCUUUCCUUAGAUACCCUCCUGGCAUUCCGUUUUAAAUCACCUCCCUCCGCUGCGCGGAUCGAUCUCUCAGUCACUCUGUGUUCCUCGUCGCCUUCCUCUCAAUCUACUCCUCAGGAAGUCAGGAUGGCGGCGGCCGCGACGCCUCCUCUGCUUUUGCUGCUGCUCCUGGCUGCGGCGCUGCCGGCUCCGUCGCACGGCUGGGGAGUCGACGGCCAUCUCAUGGUCUGCCAGAUCGCACAGGGCCGCCUGAGCGGCGCGGCGGCGGCGGCGGUGAGGGACCUGCUGCCCUCCUACGCGCGCAGCAACCUGAGCAGCCUCUGCUCCUGGGCCGACGACGUCAAGUUCCGGUACCCCUGGUCGUCGGCGCUCCACUACAUCGACACCCCCGACGGCCUCUGCGCCUACAGCUACGACAGAGACUGCAAGGACGAGGACGGCGUCAAGGGCCGGUGCGUCGCAGGCGCCAUCAACAACUACACCUCGCAGCUCCUCACGUACGGAAGAUCUUCUGCUACCCAAUAUAACCUGACGCAAGCGCUUCUGUUCCUUUCACACUUCAUCGGAGACAUCCACCAGCCACUUCAUGUGGGGUUUACCUCCGACAGAGGAGGGAACACCAUCGACGUCCACUGGUACAGAAGGAAGUCUGUCCUGCACCAUGUUUGGGACGCCAACAUUAUCCAGACGGCCGAGGACGACUUCUACGGCGAUGGCGUAGCAGAUUACAUCGACACACUGACGAAAAACAUAACUGGAGAAUGGUCGGAGCAAGUGCCUAGCUGGGAAGAAUGCGGCAAGAACCAGACUGCAUGCCCGGACAUAUAUGCAUCUGAGAGCAUCACCGCAGCAUGCGACUGGGCGUACAAGGGCGUUGAUGAAGACUCGACACUGGAAGAUGCCUAUUUCUCCAGCAGGCUGCCGGUCGUCAACUUGAGGCUAGCGCAGGGCGGCGUUCGAUUAGCUGCUACCUUGAACAGGAUAUUUGGUUAAAAACGAUGAAAUACGUUCUCUACGAGAGGAUAAAUAUCAUUUUUCGUUUCUCAAGUUUGUCACACAAUAUUUUGAGUUAUGCACUAGUGCAAUCUUUCAAAAAGAGGUGUUUACUGGUGCCUGUGCUAGCUGGGGAUGCAGGAAUUCAAGAUUGGUGUACAUACAGUACUAGCGAAGCGAACAAUCAUCGCAUAUAAAAGAUAGAGAUUCAUAAAAUAAAAGUUAAGGUUAGAUGGUAUAGUACAAAUGGUUUCUUAAUCUAUUAUCCAUACAAUAUUUUGAAACUGUCAACUCAUAAAAAAGUUACAAAUUAACUUGAUGAGGUGGCUUUUGAAAAUCGGGGAUAA